Acaulospora colombiana is the source of this 189-nucleotide messenger RNA. NCBI's taxonomy places the organism in Eukaryota, Fungi, Glomeromycota, Glomeromycetes, Diversisporales, Acaulosporaceae. The record is from the annotation of a GenBank genome assembly.
AUGACCGACGCAAUUAGAACGGUGGCCAUCAAGUCAAAGACCGAUUCAACAACCGCCGUCUGCUCUGCUGGAUCCUCGUCACCAAUAGCCCUGACCAAGCUAGGAAACACGAGGAUGACGGAUAGUAGGGUUUUGAUCCUCGGAGUUGCCAAACUUCUUCGCUUUAAUACUUUCAUCAACAGUGAUUAG